Molecule: messenger RNA, 2976 nt
Organism: Cuscuta epithymum
Lineage: Eukaryota; Viridiplantae; Streptophyta; Magnoliopsida; Solanales; Convolvulaceae
Source: the annotation of a GenBank genome assembly
UGGAACGACACAUCCUCUGCCGCACGGGAGAGUGCCUUGCGCGCAGGGGUCCGUCUGAUGGAGAAGAGAGGGGGCGUUGAAAUCUCCGAACGUCCACGUUUUGAUCGGGCGGUUCUCUAGAGCCGGGCACGGUGCCUUGCUUUGAAGUUUUGCAAGGUUCCGGAUCCCUAUUAAUCCCUAAAUAGGAGUAUUUUAAGUGUUCAGACCAUAUCUUCUCUCUCACCAAAGUAUCUCUUCUGUGUCGAUAGGUUCCUACCAAAUACAGAACAAGUAUCACAAUCUCUUCCAAAAUGAACCAGAGUUUCAAAGGAGAGCGGUGGUGCAAACACGCCGGUAUGCUGACUCCGACGUAGUAGAGAGACAAUACGGCGAUGCGGAAAUGGUUGCACGACACGACGACAAUACAACAACGGCGGACUAGCAGCUGAAUCCCCUAGGUGUUCGCCAACUCAGCGGGAAUGGGAUGGCGACACGGUGACAACACAAUAGCGGCGGACUGGCAUAGGAUAGCCAUGUUUAUGCAUCUCGGGAUGCCAUAAACUCAUAAAGUUUUAUACUAAAGUUGUUUUAGCUUGGCACUCGGUGUUAUUUUCUGCCUAAUUGGCAAUAUUAAGAGAGAAUUCGCCGGAGAUUUGGAGCAAUUUCUGCGGAGUCCGUAGUAGAUCUAGGAAGAAUGGAGGAACGACAUCAGCCUGAAGUCACGUCAAAGAAGAUGGAUAGUGUCAGGACUCAGGCUAGAGGACAUGAUGUUAGCAGAGGUUGCGACGGAGGACACUUUGACGAUGGGAUAUGGUGACGGUCGUACCCUACCAAUAGCCUUCAUGCAAAUGAGAAUGUGAGAUGUAGAUUAAGGCAUCUGAAGAGUUUUUGUUUUAAUUUUUAUAUUUUAUUAAAAAACCAUGAAUGUUUAAUUAAGGGCAAUUCAAUCGAAUCAGGCCUUUUUUGCUCCUACCAAACGUUCAGCUCCUAUUGUUGCACUAGUCCAUUGUUUUACUCGUAUGGAAGGAAUUAACUGUUUUCUCUUCCAAUUUUUUCGGUUCUUAACCAUUUUCAUAGGAUAGAUGUACGAUCGACCUAGGGAGAACUUUUCGUGGAGAGGACCUAGCCGCCGUGGCUAGGAUAUAGUUUUGAUCGGGCAAUCAUUCGCCCAUAGUCUUUCAAGGCUGAAGCAAUAUUCGGCAAUCGGCAGGGUUAUCACGAAAGAAGAGCCAGGCUUUGAUAGGAAGCUUUGACAGACGAGUUCGAGUCCGGGCGAUUGGGCAAAGAAAAUGGAGCAGAUGAACAACGGCGGGGUGGACGCGCUGGCCAAUGCUUAUGAGCGGCUGGAUCUGGAGGAGGUCCUCGUGGUCACUCCUGUGGCACCGAACUCCUCCAAGCACAAUCUGACCAUGGUGGGAACUAUAACCUCGGAUAUGUCGGUACGUUUUUCUCAGUUUAGAUAUAUUAUGGCAUCUGUGUGGAAACCUGAAAAUUGGGUUACUAUAACUGAAAUGGGUCCUAGGAGGUUUGUGUUUCGGUUCUAUAACGAGGAGGAUGUCAUUAAGGUGGAAGAGGAGGGACUGUGGCUUUUUUUUUUUAUCAAAAUUUAAUUGUUAUGAGUAGGCUCAAAGAGGGAGAUAUUCCCCUAUCUGUCCCACUGAAUAAAGCGGAUUUUUGGGUUCAAGUUCAUGAUAUUCCAGUGUGAUACUUCACUGUUGAAAAUGCGGAACGUAUUGGGAAUUUUUUAGUCACUUUUUUAAAAGUGGAUGACAAUAAUUUUCUGAGAAUUGGGGGUCCUUUAUGAGAAUUCGUGUUUGCAUUGAUCUGGGAAAGCCUUUGAAAAGAAGGUUAGUUCUGCAAAAGGAUGAAGGAGUCACAUUCCGUGUUAGAUUUUGUUAUGAGAAACUGCCCAGCUUUUGCUUUCUGUGUGGUAUAAUAGGCCAUGCAGAGAGUCAUUGCCCGCGUAAGCGAAGGGGAUACGAAGUCACUGGUGAAAGGCCAUUUGGGCCUUGGCUUAGAGCUGCAAAAGGGGCUAAGCAGUGGAAAGAGAACAAAUGGCUUGUUCCAAUAGGGAGAGGAAUAAGUUCUGAUAGCAAAAUUACCGGCGGAAAUAGAGAGGAAAGCAUGUGUUUAGGUACGGUGGAAGGCGGUCUCUCAUCACAUGAGAGGGGGUCCUUUGAGCAGAAACGGAGACGUGUGGAGGACUCGACAGAGCACCAAUCCAGGGAGGAGAUAGAGAUUGUUUAUACGGGGGGGGGGGGGGGGGGGGGGGGGGGGGGGGGGGGGAGCUACUAACUUGUAGCUCGCCAGGCAGAACUUUGAGAGUCACUGGACCGCAUCUUUGGGGGUUGAAUAAGGCCGAGAGCCAGGAAGACUAUUUAUUUUUGCUCUUUUUCAUUUUACUUUGCUCAUGUUGCUUUUAUUUUUGUUUGGUACUCUAGCGGUAGGUUGAGGUUUGUUUUUUCGUACUUGGUUUGGGAUGAUGUUUUUGGUGGAAGCGAUAAGACUUGUUUGGCUAUUAAAAGCUUCGAAACUCUCACAUGGUUCGCGAAUAGUCUCGCUCCUUCCGAGGUGGUCUAUUCUAAGUCUAGCCAGAGAGUGGGGGGUGCCUUUGGGCUAUGCGGAACCUCAUGAAGAGGUUUGGCGUUACACGUGGGGUAGUAAUUGUAGAUGCUUGAUUGAGAAGGUUUGGGUUGAUUGUAAGAGGGGAAGUAUGUUGAGUCGUUUGAUUGAUAUAAUAUAAUCAGUUUCCUUUAAAAAAACCAUUUUCAUAGAUUUCUUUUAACAGAAUAAUAAUUUGUUAUAACAAACUUAUUAUAUGGCUGUUUUUUGAAAAAUAAACGUAUUUAUAUGAUGCUUUUUUAGUACAUUAGCUUAAAUGACGGAUUGAAAAUAAUAAAAGAAAGCAAUGUUAUAAAAGUGUGAGCAUUUUCAUCUAAUGUACAUAACUAUUGCACUGUACCAAUAAUUUGUAGGUAAGAAAUGUGUGAAAGGAUG